AUGGCCACCAUGUUCAAGAAACACUCCAAACGAAAUUUUCGGAAAAAAAUCGACCACGAAGACGACGAAACUGGCGGUGAUCGGGAAAUAGAGAACAUUCCUGUGAUUUCAAAACCCGCGGUCAAAAAUUCUAAACCAAAACAGAAAGACGAGUCAAAGAUCAAGACCGCGUCGUCUAAUUCAUUGCUCAGCUUCGAUGAUGAAGGAGGAGACGAGGGUGAAGUUUUCAAGAUUCGCAAGUCAAAAGAAAGCCGUCGGUUGGCGAAGAAACUGGAACAGGAGAGGAAAAAGAAAGAGGAAUUUGACAAAGGGGGAGUUGUGAAGAAGAAUGAUCUAAAUACUGAUCAGGGCGAAGAUGAUACCGACGAAAGAUUGGCUGCACUGAGAGCUGAGCUGUGUCAAAUUGCAGGCGAUGAUGACGGGGAGGAAGCUGAAGAUGACACUGAUUCAGUAGCAUCAGGACCUAUCAAGAAAGAGCCAGCUAUAAUUUCAAGAAGUAAAACUGAUUUUGGCAUACCAGAUGCAGCAACAAUUCAUGCAGCACGCAAACGGCGAGAAAUGGCAAGACAAACUGAGCAAGACUUUAUCCCUUUGGAUGACACACAGAAAUAUGAGGGAAAUUUUGCAUCCACAGGCCGGCUAGUGAGAGAAGAUGAGAAUGAUGUAAGUGAUGAUGAGGGGGAAGAGGGACCAAUUUCGUUUUCUGUUCCAAAGAAAAGAGGAUUUCCUGCAUUGGAUCGUCGUCGUGAGGUUGAAGCUGCUCUUGCUAAUCAAGAACUUGAAGAGAAUUCUGACAAUGAAGAAGCUGAGGAUGAUGAAGAGAUCAAACUCUGGGAAAAUGAACAAAUUCGCAAAGGUGUUAAAGGGGUUUCAGGACCUGUGGUCCAACCAGAGUUGCUACAAACAACUGAGGCAACAAGCUCAUUGUAUCAACAACAAUUCACUGAAGAGAACUCGUUAAGUUAUCAAACUGUGCAGCAGCCUUACACAUAUGGAAUUGGAUAUAAUGAUACACACACAAAUGGAAAUCAAACUUAUGGACCUGCAUUUACAACUAAUUCAUUACAAAGUCGACAUGCUGUUACUGUAGAUAUGAUCUGUGACAAGAUGAAACAGCAGUUGGGGACUCUUCAAGAGGUACAUCGUCAACAUAGAAUGGACAAUGAGAAAGCUUCAUCUCAGCUGGAAACUGCUCAGAGUAACAUCAAGAAGUUAGAGCGACAGGGAAGGAAUGCAGAGCAGAGAUUUAGUUUUUUCCAAGAGAUGAGGGGGUAUGUCAGGGACUUGAUAGAAUGCCUUAAUAACAAGGUACCUGCAAUUGAUGAGCUAGAAACAUCUAUGCAUGCUUUGUUGAAGAAUCGAGCUUGCUUAGUGGUCCAGAGGAGGCAAACAGAUGUCAAUGAUCAAGCAGAGGAUUUUCUUAAUGCUCAAGCUGGACGCCAAAACUCAGCUAAAGCAGCAGAUCAGGGGAAGUUGAGACGCACUGCUGAACGAGAGGGAAGAAGAGCACGGAGGAGAAAACACAGAGAAAAGGAGAAGGGCAAAGCUUCCGUACCAGACACUCAUCAUGAAGGACAAUCAACAGAUGAUGAAGAAACUGAGGCAGAUGCUGUCAAGUUUAGGGCAGAAACAAAGAGGAUUUUGUCAGAGGAGAAAGUUAUUUUUGAAGAUGUUGUGGAGGAUUUUAGUUCCAUUGACUCCAUAAAAUCAAGAUUUGAAGAAUGGAAGAACAAACACGAAGACUGUUAUAAGAAUGCAUACAUUUCACUUUGUCUUCCUAAACUGUUUGCUCCAUUUAUUAGACUGCAACUUUUGGACUGGAACCCAUUUGAGGUGAAAUGUUUAGAGAUUGAAGAAUUUCGUUGGUACAAAAGUCUUGUAUUGUUUGGAUGUGGAGAUGAUCCCUAUGAUAUUGAUGCUGACGACCUUGAUGUCAAACUUAUCCCAAUGGUGCUAGAAAAGGCUCUCAUUCCAAAACUAACUGGUCUUUUUGAACAUGUUUGGGAUCCUCUUUCGCAGAAGCAAACAAUGCUGGCCAUUAAGUUAAUAAGGGGAAUGGCUGAAGUUUACCCAAACUUUCAUGCUCAGGAUAAAUCAACACAAUCACUGUUUGCUGCAAUAACCACCCGCUUAAGACGAUGUGUAAGCGAUGACGUUUAUGUUCCUCUCUACCCCAAAAGUUUAUUGGACAAUAAAUCUUCUGGGGCUUUGGCAUUUUUGCAGAGACAAUUUUGGAGUUGUGUAAAGCUCAUGGGAAAUAUCUUGAGGUGGGAAGGCCUUCUUUCCUCCGCCAGACUGCAGGAACUGGCAAUAGAUGGUUUGUUGAACAGAUACCUUCUAUUAGCACUACAACACUCUCAUCUUUACUAUGACAGCCUGGAGAAAGUGAAAGCUAUCACAGCCACGUUCCCCAAACAGUGGUUUAACGAGCAGCAGCAGACAACAGUACCUUCGUUAGAAGCGCUGGCACGUUUCCUUGCAACUUUAGCACUCAAUAUACAGCGGUCUUGUGCCGGGUGCCCUGAGGCCGAGAAAAAGAAAGCAAGAAGCGGCAUCAAGAAAGUUAUACAAAUUCUCCUUCAGUUAAGAUCCGUGGACAAAGCAAAGAUGGUAGCGGCAGAGCACAAUAUGGAUGACGUUGUCAAAGAUGUCUGACAAAGGCUGGAAUCGGUGCAUCUUGAGCACUUUUAAUAUCUGGACAUUGAAUCCAUUUAUAUUGGACCUGUUGUUUAAAACUACUUUCGCGACUUGUCUGCGGCCGUUUUUGCUUACGCAUCUUUUGAGCCCCUAAUGUUUCCGAGUCAGCAUGACAUGGUAGCAUGACACACAUUUUGGAAGGAUUAAAUGGAUAUUUAUAAAACUCUCACCAAUAUGAGACUGUCCCUGGCAAACAUUUUCUUGGCUAUAGAUGCUGCAGUGUAUAAGGACAAAGUAUAUUUCUCGGUAAAAUACUCUUAGUA
Molecule: messenger RNA, 2960 nt
Organism: Pocillopora verrucosa
Lineage: Eukaryota; Metazoa; Cnidaria; Anthozoa; Scleractinia; Pocilloporidae
Product: PAX3- and PAX7-binding protein 1
Biological process (GO): mRNA splicing, via spliceosome
Cellular component (GO): nucleus
Molecular function (GO): DNA binding
Source: RefSeq, a predicted model, not a curated record